Botrytis deweyae is the source of this 810-nucleotide messenger RNA. RefSeq lists its product as uncharacterized. Gene Ontology annotation, molecular function: structural constituent of ribosome; RNA binding. The transcript is spliced from 4 exons. Gene Ontology annotation, cellular component: cytosolic small ribosomal subunit; ribosome. Bases 145 to 606 code for a protein of 153 amino acids. Gene Ontology annotation, biological process: ribosomal small subunit assembly; translation. The record is from RefSeq and is a predicted model, not a curated record. Lineage: Eukaryota; Fungi; Ascomycota; Leotiomycetes; Helotiales; Sclerotiniaceae.
GAUAUUUGCCCUAUUUUAGCGCCGAAAUCUAAGCGAGACCAAAAUUUGCAAACUUUCUGGCACUUGGACUCAGUUUGGCGGCGAACAACUCCUUUACGACAACUCCAUCCUUUCGACAACCUUUGAAAGAACCCAACCGCAAAGAUGGCCGACGAAGAAUAUGAUGCCCAAAAGGCUGCCGAGAUCAAGGCAAAGAGAGCAUUCCGCAAGUUUUCCUACCGUGGAAUCGACCUCGACCAACUCCUCGACCUUUCCUCCGACCAACUCCGCGAUGUCGUCCACGCUCGUGCUCGCCGUAGGUUCAACCGUGGUUUGAAGCGCAAGCCUAUGGGUCUCAUCAAGAAGCUGCGCAAGGCCAAGCAAGAGGCUCAGCCAAACGAGAAGCCAGAUUUGGUCAAGACUCACUUGAGAGACAUGAUCGUCGUCCCAGAGAUGAUUGGCAGCGUUAUCGGUAUCUACUCCGGAAAGGAGUUCAACCAAGUCGAAAUCAAGCCUGAGAUGGUUGGUCACUACUUGGCCGAAUUCUCUAUCUCUUACCGCCCAGUCAAGCACGGAAGACCCGGUAUCGGUGCUACCCACUCUUCCCGUUUCAUUCCUCUUAAGUAAAUUACUCGGAUACAUUUACGCUGUAUCAUACUGGUUAUCAAGGAUGGAUGGUUCACAUAUUUGCAUGGGAUAUUAUGGCACAUAUGCCUGAGAUACCAACCUUCUGCUUGACUACGGUCGGAACACAGCUAUAAUUAAUAGCGAGCAAUGGGCAAAUAUGAAAUUACGUCAAGAAUAUUAACCUUCUUCGUCGCUUGGUGUGAA